Orussus abietinus is the source of this 1678-nucleotide messenger RNA. Its product is annotated as pre-mRNA-splicing factor Syf2. Bases 104 to 793 code for a protein of 229 amino acids. NCBI's taxonomy places the organism in Eukaryota, Metazoa, Arthropoda, Insecta, Hymenoptera, Orussidae. Gene Ontology annotation, cellular component: catalytic step 2 spliceosome; post-mRNA release spliceosomal complex; Prp19 complex. The transcript is spliced from 3 exons. The record is from RefSeq and is a predicted model, not a curated record.
GCAAUCUCCCAACUCAUCUCUGGCAAUACUUGGCUAAUGUCGAACAUAGAAUCAGUGGAAAAUAAAGGCCUUUCGAAACAAAAGUUUCAUUACUUUUUUAAAAAUGUCAGAUGAAUCUACAUCGAGCACCAAAACGUUUGCGGAGAAGCAAGCGGAGCGAAUGAAGCGCCUUAGAGAACUUCACUCGAAGCGGAAUGAAGCUAGACAGCAAAAUCACAUGGAGGUUGUUGAGGAGGAUAAGAGGAAGAAACUUCCAUCAAAUUGGGAAUCACGUAAGCGACAAGCUGAAUGGUUGAUGAAAAACGAAGAGGCGAGGCAGUCGGCGGAGGAAAAGGGAGUAGAUUACGAGAGGGAAAAAUUGCUACAUAUCGAUGCCAUCGAGGCAGAGCGCUUGGCAAGGAAGAAGAGAAAGAAGAAUCCAGAUCCUGGCUUUGCAGACUAUGAACAAUCAACGAUAAGGCAAUAUAAUCGUCUUGUUAAAAACAUGAAACCUAACAUGGAAAGUUAUGAAGAGGCUAAAGAAAAACUGGGUGGAGCAUUUUAUGGGGAUAAAAACACUAUUUUGCAAGGACUGCAUGAAGACAAGAAAGAUGCUAUUGACAAAAUGGUCGAAGAUUUAGAGAAACAAAUUGCCAAACGAGAGAAGUACAGCAGAAGGAGAAUGCACAAUGAUGAUGCAGACAUCGACUAUAUAAACGAACGCAAUGCCAAGUUUAAUCAAAAGUUGGAGCGGUUCUAUGGAGAACAUACUCGAGAGACAAAGCUCAACUUGGAGCGUGGCACGGCGAUAUAAACUAUUAACUUGUUAUCCUGUAUUGAUAUAGGUACCUGCAUAGGGAUACUUUUGUCUGUGAAAGUAUUCUUUAUACUUACAAUGGAUGUGAAUGUAACUAUAAUUAGAUUAUACAAUAUUUUUUGGGAUAUUGAAAAAGAAUUGAGUAUUCAUAAAUGACUGCACUUUGUCUUGGGAUCAACCAUCAAUUGAAACUAGGGAGAAUAAUUAAAAUCUUGUGAUAAUUUACCUGCAACGACGUUCGUGAUGAAUUUAUUAUUCAUAUUAAUCUGUGAAUACAAAAAUUACUGGAAUCUGAGCCGGUAUAAAGUCAUGUUGACUUCAUUGAGGUUCAGGGCGAGGACAUUCCAAAGGGUCGUUCCCGUCCAUCGCCUUUCAAGUUUCAUUUUAUGCUAAUGACGUAGAUAAAAAAGAAUUAAAUUAAUUACAUCGUUCCAUUGGUCACACAUCUCCUUAAUUGGUUAUUCAGUUAAUUCAUCUUUUUCUUCUUUUUCGUUUUCUUUAAUUAAAUUAUAAUAAUAUGUAUAUGUACAAGUUCCUUGAAGUGUACUAAUUCAGUUCACGUCAUACCACCCAACUGUGCACCGUUCCUGGAGAAGAUAAAUUAAUGCAAUGAUUUUUUUUUUCAAAGGUCAUAAUUUGUAGUAGUUACUUACGUCUAGGUGAAAAGUUGUGAUGAUGCGUGACCCGUAUAUGAAUAUCCUGUGUUUCACCUGGUAAAGAUAAUUAACGUUAAAAUCUUAAAAAUACGCUUGAUAGAACUUGUAAAAAUGAAAGGAUGAGCGUCCGGAAUUUAGGAGUCAUAUUUCAACAUGAUAUAAUUAUUAAGAUUAAGUAUACAUGAACAUUAUGAGAUAAAAAUAAAAAUAACAAAGUAUGACAAAA